Molecule: messenger RNA, 2342 nt
Organism: Rosa chinensis
Lineage: Eukaryota; Viridiplantae; Streptophyta; Magnoliopsida; Rosales; Rosaceae
Product: E3 ubiquitin-protein ligase RGLG4
Exons: 20
Coding region: 153-2153 (666 amino acids)
Source: RefSeq, a predicted model, not a curated record
AUUUAAUUCAUAAUCCUUUAUUAAUCAACACGUACUCAUUCUGUCAUUUGCUUCGUCCGGGACCCGCGUGCUUUUCUCUGAAGAUUCGGGCUGACUGCUAGCGAUACUAAAGUAGCUAGCAUAGAGUCCAUACUCCAUACCAUACCAAGAACAUGGGCUUACCAGGAGGAUCAAGCAGUGGAUCUGGUGGAAGAAGCGGGGGUAUAUAUAACUCAGUUAAGUUCAAACUUGCGAGAUCAUCCGCGGCUGCUUCCUCUAGCACUAUAGGAACAGAAUGCUAUCCAUCCCUUGACAAGGUCCGGGAAGCAUUGAAGCAUGCCGGUCUUGAAGUAUGCUAUCUCAUUAUCGGAAUCCACUUUACAGAAAACAAUCACGGAACAGGUGAUCCAUAUGAAAAGGCCAUCUCCAUCAUCGAAAAAACUUUGGAACCAUUUGAUGCAGACAACUUAUAUCAUUGUUUUGGCUUCGGUGACGGUAAAGCCGAAGAAGCUUUCAGCUUUAGAAAUGACCAUUCACCUUGCAAGGGUAUUAAAGAAGUUUUGGCCUGCUACAACAAUAUAGUUCCGAACGUAACACUUUCAGGGCCAACUUCUUUUGCAGCGGUAAUUAAUGCCGCUGUAGAUAUUGUUGACAAAAGUUUCGGCCAAUUCCAUACUCUUGUCCUUGUUGCAGAUAACCAGGUUACCAAAAGCUUCUUCAAUCCUAAGAGUCAAAGGUUGAGUCCAGAAGGAAUAAAAACAGCCGAAUCAAUUAUAAAUGCGAGUUCAUACCCCCUCUCCAUUAUUCUUGUUGGAGUUGGUUAUGGAUCAUGUGAACACAUGAAGGAGUUUCAGAACAUAAUCCCUAAGAGAAGAUUUAACAAUUUUCAGUUUAUCAACUUUACUGAUAUUGAGAAUUGUAUGUCCGAUGCAACUCCCUCUAUGAAAGAAGCAGCUUUUGCUUUUGCUGCACUCAAGGAAACUCCAAAACAGUAUAAAGCAGCUCUUCAACUUGAACUGAUUGGAAAUAUAACAGGGAAAGCAAGGGAAGUUGUACCACGCAGUCCACCAGUUCCUCACACUCAUCAUGCACCGGCAACAUCUGAACAAAGUAACCUUUUAGAACCUGUUUCAGAUGAAAGAUGCCGGCGGGAGGUUACAGAUGCCUUGUGGAAAGGUCUGGAGUCCUUCAAUUUCAUUGUUGGAAUUGACUUUACUAAAAGCAAUGAAUGGACAGGAAACAUGCGAUUCAACAUUCAGAACCUGCAUGCUUCUGGUGAUACACCUAAUCCAUACGAAAGAGUUAUAUCUUUACUCGGGAAAACUUUUGCUAGUCCCUUUCAGAAAGAUGACUUCAUUCAUUGUUUUGGUUUUGGUGAUGUUACCACGGUUGAUCACGAGGUGUUUAGCUUUCACGGUGAUUAUUCACCCUGCUAUGGUUUUGAUGAAGUCUUGUGUUGCUACAAAAGAAUAGUCCGAAUGGUGGAACUAGCAGGCCGAGCUUCUUAUGCCCCUGUAAUAGAGGCUGCAGUGGACAUUGUGGAGAGAAGUGGUGGUCAAUACCAUGUGUUAGUUAUCAUUGCAGCUGGCCAGGUUACGAAAAGUACCCAUACUAGCAAGAUGGAAUUAAGUCCACAAGAAGACGAAACAAUCAGAUCGAUUGCGGAUGCAAGUUCAUAUCCACUCUUCAUUAUUGUUGUCGGAGUUGGUGAUGGUCCAUGGGAAGACAUGAAGAAAUUUGAGGAUAAGAUCCCUGUACGUGGUAAUUUUCAGUUUGUUAACUUUACUGAAAUUAUGUCUCUACAUUCAACUACCUCUGAGAAACAAGCUGCUUUUGCUCUUGCUGCUCGCGCGGAAGUUCCGAUCCACUAUAUGACAGCUGUCGAACGUGGACUACUUGGACGUAGGACGGGGAAAGCAAACAAAAUUAUUCCACGCCCUCCACCUGUUCCUAAAACUAAUUGUGCACCGCCGACUCAUGAACCAAGUGAUCAUUCACCAUCUGUUAUGGAUUACCGAAGAAUGACGGACUGCUGCUCAGUCUGCUUGGACAGUGCAAAGGACCUGGCCUUCGGCUGCGGACACAUGACUUGCAGAGAAUGCGGCUUUAGAAUUUCCAAGUGUCCAAUAUGCCGCCAACCGAUCCUCAGUCGCCUCAGGCUUUACAAUGUGUAAAUGCAGAUAGGGGAUUCCUAAUAAGUCGCCUUUCGUUUUCGACACCCAGCUAUUGUUUUAGUGACAUUUCUUAUUUUGUCCUUGUAUGGUGCAUUGCCCCUGGACAAUGAAAAUCUCUUAUGUAGUUAUAUUCGUCUUUAAACAGAAUGCUAUUAUCAAAGGGCACCAGUUUUAGUACCCUUGAAUCAA